Messenger RNA from Drosophila teissieri, 1608 nucleotides. RefSeq names its product lysosomal aspartic protease. Gene Ontology annotation, molecular function: aspartic-type endopeptidase activity. The transcript has a single exon. Lineage: Eukaryota; Metazoa; Arthropoda; Insecta; Diptera; Drosophilidae. The coding region runs from base 194 to 1381 and encodes 395 amino acids. The record is from RefSeq and is a predicted model, not a curated record. Gene Ontology annotation, biological process: cell death; proteolysis. Gene Ontology annotation, cellular component: lysosome.
ACUUUACGCAAACAUUGAAGUGCGUUCAACCACGACAUUAGCCAAUUCCAUUUGAAUGCCAGACGAAUUUGGCCAUUAAAGUGCUCCAUUUGCAGGUGCUAUAAAACAAUCGCGGCCAGAAUCUCUGCCAAUUAGUUGGAAGGGGCUUUACAAACGGUUCGGAUCGAUUUCAAUUCGCCUGGUCGGGCCAGUGAUGCACUUCCUCAUUUCGCUGUGGCUGUCCCUGUGGCUAUUGUGCCUGUUUUGGGCGAAAUGCCAGGGCCAACUUAUCCGCGUUCCCAUGCAAUUUCAGGCCUCUUUCAUGGCCAGUCGCCGUCAACACCGUGCCGGUAGAUCAUCCCUCUUGGCCAAGUACAAUGUGGCUGGGGGACAGGAGGCAACGUCGAGGAAUGGUGGAGCCACUGAAACGCUCGAUAACCGAUUGAACUUGGAGUACGCAGGACCCAUUAGCAUUGGAUCGCCGGGUCAGCCCUUCAAUAUGCUGUUUGACACCGGAUCUGCCAAUCUCUGGGUGCCAAGUGCCGAGUGUUCGCCGAAGAGUGUGGCCUGUCACCGUCAUCAUCGCUAUAACGCCAGUGCCUCGAGUACUUUUGUUCCGGAUGGCCGGCGAUUUUCCAUUGCCUACGGAACUGGAAGUCUGUCGGGAAUAUUGGCCCAGGACAUGGUUACCAUUGGUCAACUGGUGGUGCGGAAUCAAACCUUUGCAAUGGCCACCCACGAGCCGGGUCCAACUUUUGUGGAUACCAAUUUUGCGGGCAUCGUGGGACUGGGCUUUCGGCCAAUAGCUGAGCAGGGAAUUAAGCCAUUGUUCGAGAGCAUGUGUGAGCAGCAGCUGGUGGAUGAGUGUGUCUUCUCGUUUUAUCUGAAGAGGAAUGGCAGUGAAAGAAUGGGUGGAGAACUUCUGUUCGGUGGGGUGGAUAAGAAGAAGUUUUCGGGAUCCCUUACCUACGUGCCCCUCACUCAUGCCGCCUACUGGCAGUUCCCAUUGGAUGCCAUUGAAGUGGGCGGUACUGCAAUCAGUCACCGUCGACAGGCCAUCGCGGAUACGGGUACAUCUCUAUUGGCGGCUCCUCCCAGGGAAUACCUAAUAAUAAAUAGUCUCCUUGGCGGCUUGCCCACCUCAAAUAACGAAUAUUUGCUCAAUUGUUCUGAAAUCGAUGGCUUGCCCGAAAUUGUGUUCGUCAUUGGAGGACAGCGAUUUGGCUUGCAGCCCACAGAUUAUGUAAUGAGUGCUACAAACGACGAUGGCUCGAGAAUUUGCCUAUCUGCGUUUACCUUGAUGGAAGCAGAGUUCUGGAUUCUGGGAGACGUUUUCAUCGGCCGAUAUUACACCGCCUUCGAUGCGGGCCAUCGGCGAAUUGGCUUUGCCCCAGCGGCCUAAGCAGCACGUUUUUCGAAGUUUCGUUUCCGGCGAGUAGCAAGUAUCUGCUCUAUUUAAUGACAAAACUUGGACAUGAAACGGUGCCGCAGAGAAAUCACGAGAGUUGGUUACACUGAGAAACCACAAAUAAACCAGUUGGUGGAAAAAACAGCUGACCAACCCACGUUCCGGUUUGGUACAUUUGUUGAUUAGCUAAGGUAAUCCCCUACUGGAAGAUAUAUGUUAUG